AAUCGUAUUUUUCACACAUUUAUUACUCUCAUAAAUCGUAUUUCAUACGGCACGUAUCAAAAUAUUUCCAUUUUUACAAUUCGGCGGUUGGCAUCCCUGUCAGUCCAUGGUGGUCGUUUUGCGGUGAAGUUCACACUGGUGAAAGUGUCAGAUGAGGCCAAGGAAACACAAAAACCAUUCUGGCUCAGCAUAAUACCAGUCGAAAAGUCUCUGAAAAUGGAUAAUGUUGGAGUGAAAAGUGCAAAAAUGUGCACCAAGUGAGACGUGGAAGUGCAUGCAAGUCAUCAUAGCAGUGAAUUGUCGAGGCGAUUUCCUACAGAGCGAGAUUUGCAGUGUCCUAGUUUUCAGCACAAAAGAGAGGAGAAAUCUUCAACUUUAUUGGCAAUUUUCACAUCCCAAGAAAAGCACUCGAGGCAGUAUUCUUGAGGUGUUUCCCACGCCAUUCCGCGGUUCUGGACGUGGAGCAGUGCCAGGAGGCAACGAGGCAUGAUCCUGCAGUGGAUGAAAGGUGUUUUUUAGUUGCAAAAGUGUGGCAAAAAACGUCUGGAAAGUCCGUGAAAAUUUUGAGUGCGCAGUGGGAAAAUCCCCAGUGAAUGCUCAUGUAAAGGCCAAGUUGCUGUCUUGUGUGGAAAAUUGCAAGGGAAAGGAGUAGUUUUCCGACGUGAUCUCCCAGAGGUUCUGACCACAAACCAUUUGUGGGGUCUUGAAAAGAGAAAGAGGUUCUGUGCUUGUGUGCGUAUUGCUAAAUAUUGUGUAAAUCGCAUUGAACGCUUGUGAAGACCAAACAAAAAGGUGAAAAAAAGGCCAAAGUUGGGCCUUUUUCCCAUCAAGAGCGGGAAUUCGCAGUGCUUCUGGAUGUCGUGGAGCCUCUAAGGGGGCCACUUGAGGCAGAAUAGCGACUCCCAAACUUCCUGUUGGCGCCCAGCAUCGCCGCAGAUAAGAGAACUUGGUCAUAAAGUGCUCUGGCAGUGACUCGAGUGUCGGUCCAGGCAAGAAGUCAGUGAGGGAUUUACCGAGAAAUCCAUUGAUUCAUCCUCAGUGUGUGCAAGGAAGGAAUAUCUGUGGCAAAAAUGUCUUCGAAAAACAUACCUGCAGAUAAGAUAAAUUUGCGCUUGAUACUCGUGAGUGGCAAAACGAGAGAGUUCCUCUUCAAUUCAUCGGAUUCGGCAGGUGAUAUCGCUCAAACUGUGUUUGACAAUUGGCCAGAAGAUUGGGAGUCGGAAGCUGUUUCAAAAGCAGAAAUACUAAGGCUGAUUUAUCAAGGUAGAUUUUUACACUGCAACGUAACACUCGGAGCACUUGGACUGCCUUUAGGAAAGACAACAGUGAUGCAUUUGGUACCACGAGAUAAUUUGCCGGAACCAAAUUCGCAAGAUCAAAGGCAAAAGAGCAAAGGAGCGUCCAGUAGAUGUUGUUCUGCGGCAUGUUGCAUCUUGUAACUAUUUUAUCGUCUUCUUCUGAAUGUGUAGAAUGUGACAAAAUACAAUUUUUUGUCUUCUCUGUGUGGAGAGGACAUUGCAAGAAAGAGAGAGAGAGAUAAGAAAUACGUCUAUAAUUAAUGUUAAAAACAAGAGAUGAUUUUAUUUGAUUAGAUGAUAAAUAGUAAGCAUAUACAUAUAUAUUUUAAAGAAGAGUGAAGUCCACAAUUUGACCAUUAAUUCUAAUUGGCUAAAUUCAUUGAUUUUUUUUUGUCAGAAUACAAUUGAACACACGAUUUCUUUUUUUACCUGCGAAUUUUGUGUUUCUCUCCAUCGGAGAAUUCUCUGUUCUUAACUUUUGGCAACAUCAAAAAGAUUUUCUUUCACACUCAUCGCUUGGGGAAUAGAAUGAAGUGGGUGAGAUGGUGACAUCAGAGCAAAUUUCAUUUCUUUGCCCUAUUUUAAGUAUUUAUGAAAGUUAACAAGAAAAAGUGUGGAAAGGAAAAUUGUCAGUGUAUCAAAAAGUUUUGUGGGCGCGACGACGCGAGAAAAGGUGUGAAUAGGAAUGAAAAUUGUCUUCUCAAUGAAGUAAAAAAAAAAUACUAUAGACGUGUUACAUCAUAAUAUGAAUAAAUUAAGGAAUUACAAUAUUAUUAAUUAUAUUUACAGUCCCACAAUGAAAAAAAAAUCACUCAGCAUUGCAACAGAGAGUAAAUAGCGAUGGUGGAAGAGGGGUUAUAUGAAAGAUGAGCAGAAGGAAAUUUAAUUAGACAAGAUAAAAUAUUUAUAAAGAGAGGUUGAAAUUAUAUAUGGGAAUCCGGAUGUAAAAGUAUGAGACUUGUGUAAAAAUCCAGCGAGACGAAGUGGAAAAAAGAUUUGUUAUUCCUAGAAAAAGAGUGGAUAUUACUGAGUGGGAUGUUAAGAGAAGGCAAAAUGCAGGCAUAAAUGGUGGACGGAGAGGAGAGUACUCGGAUGAAAAGUGGGGAAUAAAUGUUAUAAAUGUGUCUAUUGCUCGGUAGAUGUAUUACUAUAUAAAAAUUAAAUGACUAUGGAUAAUAAUAAUGGCAAAAAUGCAAUUACACCCAAUGAUAUUUGCAACUCUAGAAUUGACUAUUCUGAAACAGUGAGAAAUAAUAAUUUUCCUAUCCAACAAUAUUUCCAGAGAAAUAAUUCAAUUAUUGGAAAAGAGUACAUUGUCAAAAUAGAUGGAGAGCACACAACACCAGACACAUUUUACGUGAUUGUCGAAGAGAAGAUGGUUUUAGUGGAAUAAAAACAUACUGUAAAUAAUAAGUUUAGAACGGUAGAUACAUAAAUUCAGAGAGAUUCUUCUUCUUGGACUAUAUUUGUAUGUGAAAUGUCCAAAAUAUUGCGAAAUUAAUACUCUGAUAUAGAUGAAUUUAUGAUGCCGACUCGUGAUUAUGUUCAAUUUCAUUGCUGUUUAACUGUGUGAAAUAACCUGAGAUGUCUAAAUGACUGCUUCAUAGUUGAGAUUCAGUUGAAGUCAAACUCCUUGCAAAUUCUCAAUGAAUAAUAUCACUGAAGUCACGUGUCGGACACUCUAAUAUCAUUUUUCCUUUUAUUUCCUCUCGAAUUUUGUGCCAAAAAAAAUUUAACUUUCUUCAAACUUAGGGCAUAAAUACAAUUUAGUAAAAACUGCGAAAUCCUCAUCUUUGUCAGAAAUUAUCUAUUCGUAUAAGCAAUUAUUGUUACAUUUCAAUCAGUUCUAUGUAAUUUAUGGAGUUAUUUCAAAUGAUUUCCCUUCCUACAAUGCCAUUAAAUUGCUCCUAAAGAUACAAAAUAUUAUAUAGAGAAUGUGUUCAAUGCAACAAACUCCGCUCAUAGUUUGAAUUGUUAAUUUGCUAAUUCCCAGUACAUCGAAUAUGUGGUUAUUGUUCUGUUUAAUAGAUGAUUGAGGAUUGUUUAGCGUGAAUAGAAGAGGAGAGUACAAAAAUCUUUAGUGUAUUUGUGUGUAUUGUUGACUUUUAUACAUUUUUUUCCUGGCCAAGAAAAUGGCCAUAAAGCAAGGUUUGCGUUAAUUAUUUCUUGUGAAAUUUAGUCUAAUUGGAGCAAUUGCACUCUAUAUAGUCAUUCUAUUCCUGACAAAGUGAAGAUUUUACGCAAGAAGAAUUGUUUGUUCAUUUUCCUUUCAUCGAAAAAAGCACAUGAGGAAAAUCCCCCCAGUUGUAGAGAGAGAGAGAGAAAGAGAAAAAAUGCAGGAGAACGUGAGAAAGAGAUGAAGAAAAAUUUGUAAAGAAAUUAAGUAAUAUCUGUGAUAUGAUUCUUCAGUAAUUUCUCCAUUUUUUCGCCACUUUUCAUGAAAGCAGAAGUGAGAGAUUUCAUUGUGAAAUGCUCACGUCUCCUUAUGUUGCCCAUAAUUAGUUUUCGCUUCUUCUUUUUGCAUACCUAAUUGGAGUAUUAAUUUCAAUAGCGCUGCAAAUGCCAAUUUAACGAUCCAUUCUCAUUGAAUGCAAUUUUCUAUCAUCACUUUUUGGCAUCGUGAGAGAAAUGCAGAGUUUUUCAGUGAAACAAAUCAAGCACGAGCAGUGAAAACAAGACGCCUUGCAAGGCUUAUAAUAAAAUGAAAGAGAUAGAUAAAAUGAUGUGUAAUAAAAUUGCGUGUUUAAAUUACUAUAUAUAUAUUAUAUAUAUCGUAGAACUACAUAUUAAAUGAGAAUUACCAGUUGUUGUAAUAAUUCAAUUCUUUCCCGUGUCAUUUUUCUAACACAACUCAAGAAAGAAGAUUUUGUGUGAUUUUCCCGAGUUAUUCUUUUAGCCAAAAAAAAAAGAUGGAAUUUAGCGUAAAAAACCAGCUGUAAAAUCAACGAAUCCUUUCGAUUUUCUCAAAUUUUCCAAAAAUACAUAGAAUAGCAGAAAUGCGACAAUGGAGAAGCGAAAAGGUUUCUUCACUGAGAAAAUACGUUUACAAAUUUUAUUCUAAAGGAAAUUUAUAGCAAAAUUAGUAGAAAAGAAAAGAAAAAAACAUCGAAUUGACAUUCUGUAUUUGUUGUCCACUCUUUCUUUAAAACACAAAAGAACAAAAAUCUACAGUUCAAAGCCACUAAUUAGCAAAUAAUGCCAAGAAAACUUAAUGUUGAGUCACAGAGUAAGAAAAACAAUCUCUUUCCAAUCAUUUUACUAAAACUCCCCUCCAUUUCCUGUGAGAAAUGUUAAGAAAUAAAAUUCUAAGCUAUAUUGAUGAAAUGAAGAAAUUAUAUAUUAUUAAUUAGAGAUAGUCUAAUGAAAAGAAAAAAAACGAGAUUUAAUGAGACACAGUUCUGGGUUAUUUACAUAAUUUGAAUUUGCCGUAACUUUGCUGAUUAAAGGAUGGAGAAAACAUCACGCAAAAAGAGCUCGAUAGAGUGUUCAAAAGAAAUAACUAAUACAAUAGAUUAGGUAAGAGAAAAUCCCAAAUAAUAAUAAUCAAAGAGCGAAAGAGUGAGUGUGUAAAUAAGUGUAUAAAAUGCCCAUUUUUGUUGUGACAGAAUAUUAUCCUCAGAAAUACAGUGGAAAUGUAUGAUUAAUUUUAA
Messenger RNA from Phlebotomus argentipes, 4948 nucleotides. It is a transcript of the gene UBL3, whose product is annotated as ubiquitin-like protein 3. Bases 1071 to 1439 code for a protein of 122 amino acids. Gene Ontology annotation, molecular function: protein binding. NCBI's taxonomy places the organism in Eukaryota, Metazoa, Arthropoda, Insecta, Diptera, Psychodidae. The transcript has 4 exons. The record is from RefSeq and is a predicted model, not a curated record.